Molecule: messenger RNA, 496 nt
Organism: Salvia hispanica
Lineage: Eukaryota; Viridiplantae; Streptophyta; Magnoliopsida; Lamiales; Lamiaceae
Source: RefSeq, a predicted model, not a curated record
AAAUUAAAUUCAUAGAGCAAUGGGUGUGAUCACUUACGAUGUAGAGACCCCUUCCUCCAUCUCGGCCGAAAAGCUGUACAAGGCAGUGGUGCUGGACGCAGACAACCUCAUCCCGAAGAUCAUGCCACAGGCCAUCCAGAAUGUGGAGAUCAAGGAAGGCGAUGGGGGCGUUGGCACCAUCAAGGUGAUUCAUUUUGGCCAAGGGAGCGAGUACAAGAGCGUGACGCACCGUGUGGAUGCCAUCGACAAGGACAACUUGACCUACAGCUACAGCAUCGUUGAAGGUGAUGCUCUUGCUGGCCAUCUGGAAUCCAUUACUUAUCACAUCAAGGUUGUCCCAACUGAAGAUGGAGGAAGCAUUUGCAAGAACAGAAGCAUUUACAACACUAAGGAGGGUGUUGAGAUUAGUGAGGAAAAGAUCAAGGAGGGGAAAGACAAGGCCCUUCAUAUGUUCAAGGCUAUUGAGGCUUACCUAGUAGCCAACCCUGACUACUAG